Molecule: messenger RNA, 951 nt
Organism: Thyridium curvatum
Lineage: Eukaryota; Fungi; Ascomycota; Sordariomycetes; Thyridiales; Thyridiaceae
Exons: 2
Coding region: 1-951 (316 amino acids)
Biological process (GO): lipid homeostasis
Cellular component (GO): membrane; endoplasmic reticulum
Source: RefSeq, a predicted model, not a curated record
AUGGCUGGCCUGGUGCACAACUUGAACUUGGAGCUCUCGCCAUUGGGUUCAUCCCAUGCUGUCCAGGCCUUUUCGUCCGCUCUCAGGCUCAAAACGCUCCCCAUCCACAUCGACUGGGUGAUUCUCUCCUUGGCAUGCUUCACAGCCCUUUACUCCUUUCUCGCUGAGCCAAUCACAAAGCUCUUCAUCCGCAAACAAUGGGCUGCCUUUACCGACAAGCAGCGGGCGGACUGGAAACUGCGAGUGGUGUCUCUGGCCCAAAGCCUGCUAUUAGGACCUGCCUCUCUAUAUGUCAUAUGGCUACAGAAAACCCAAUGGCAGGAUCGUUCUCUCAUUCAGCGUGUAUUUGAAUACUAUGAGCCUGAAACGCACAUCACAAAUGUCGCUAUUGGCUACUUCCUGUGGCAUUUCGCGAUGAUGAUCAAAGAAUUCGAUAGGCAUGGUAUGCAGAUGAUUGCGCAUGCCGUCAUUGGUGUCGUGUUUCUGGGAGGCGUCUACUAUCCAUUCACGUCCAGCAUGACAGCCUGGUUUCUUGUCUACGAAGUAACCAACAUUCCGCAUAACAUCUACAAGUUCCUCAUUCCGCUUGGCAAGGGAGUGAGUCCUUUCUCCAUCGCCAAUGCUGUCGUCUGGAUUGUGUCGUUCCUGUUCAUACGCAUCAUAUGGGGCACAUACGCAACAUAUAUGUACUUGUCAGAUCUUUUUGCUCUCUACAACUCCUCUAUGACAGUCCAAGAGCUGGGACGGGAUGAGUGGGAAAUGGUGCAGCACUUACAGAAGAAGGGCCUGGAGCCUAGUGCGGUUCGACUCCUGGUGCUCGUCUGGUGCACUACUUGUGGGAUCAUUCUCGCUGGGCUGAAUUAUCUCUGGUUUGUCCUGAUUGUGAAGACCUUCAUCAAAAAGGUGUCAUCACGGAAAGUUUCCCCAGGAGAAGGACAAAAGACCCAGUAA